CAACUCCAGCCUCUUUCUCUUCCGCGAGGGUCCGAAGUCAGGACGGGGAUCUGACUGCUGCUGCUCUUGCAUCGGUAGCGCGAAGGGGAACCGCAUGGCUACCGCCACCGCCUCGCUCAGAAGAGUCGCUCGGGAGCUUUUGACCACUCUGGGGGUGACUCGAAGCAGCCACCGGGGCGUGCAGCGACUCAGUGCUCUACCACUUGAUAUUCGCCCUGCCACACCUGUAAUAAAAAAAAGCUACCUCAAUGGGCCUUCAGACAUCCCACUUAUUUCCAGAACUGUGGAUCAGUGCCUAGAGGAAACUACCCACCGGUUUCCAGAAAGAGAAGCCUUGGUAUUCUUAACUGAAGGUGUCCGAAAAACUUUUUCUCAAUUUAAGCAAGAUGUGGAGGAAGCUGCCACUGGGCUUCUGGCCCUUGGUUUGAAAAGGGGUGACCGAUUAGGAAUGUGGGGUCCUAACAAUUAUGCAUGGGUCCUAAUGCAAUUCGCUACAGCCCAGGCAGGGAUCAUUCUGGUGUCUGUGAACCCAGCAUACCAGUCCCACGAACUGGAGUUUGUCCUGAGGAAGGUUGGCUGCAAAGCACUUGUGUUCCCUACCCAAUUUAAAACUCAGAAAUACUAUGAGAUCUUGAAAAAUGUAUGCCCAGAAUUGGAACAUUCUAAUCCAGGAGCACUGACAAACAAGAAAUUACCAGAGCUUUCGGUUAUCAUCUGUGCGGAUGCCAAGCUACCUGGCACAUUCUCAAUGCAGGAAGUGAUGCAAGCUGGAGAGAGCAGCCAUAUGAAAGAGCUACAGGCGAUACGGAAGAUGCUGAUCAACAAAGAACCGAUUAAUAUUCAGUUUACUUCAGGAACGACAGGAAGUCCCAAAGGAGCAACACUUUCUCAUUGUAAUAUUUUGAAUAAUGCAAAUUUUAUUGGCAUAAGACUGGGACUAAAUGAGAUGGAAGCUCGUUGCUGUGUUCCCGUUCCUCUCUACCACUGCUUAGGAUCUGUGGGAGGCUGUAUGGUGAUGGCUGUGCAUGGUGUCUCCCUUAUUUUUCCAUCUCUCAGCUUUAAUGCCAAAGCCACUCUGAAAGCUAUAGAAAAAGAAAAAUGCACCCACGUGAAUGGCACUCCAACAAUGUUCAUAGAUAUGUUAGGCCAGCCUGACUUUGACAGCUAUGAUCUCUCAAGUCUUCAAGGAGGGGGUAUUGGAGGUUCACCUGUGGUUCCUGAAGUCAUGAAGAAGAUUAUCAACAAAAUGAAUAUGCGGGAUAUAGUAGGUGUGUAUGGAACAACGGAGAAUAGCCCAGUAACUUUCAUGGGCUUCCCUCAAGACAACAUAGCACAGAAAACAGAAACCGUAGGAUAUAUUUUCCCACACACAGAGGCAAAAAUUGAGCACCCUAAUACAGGGGAAAUCCUCCCAUUAAACAGCUCAGGAGAACUUCAGAUUCGAGGCUACUGUGUCAUGCUGGGAUAUUGGGCAGACCCCAACAAAACCAAGGAAGUGUUGAAUGAUGAGCAGUGGUACAAGACUGGGGACAUUGCUAUCCUCGAUGAGUAUGGCUACUGCAAGAUUGUAGGUCGCUGCAAAGACAUGAUCAUCCGAGGAGGGGAGAACAUAUAUCCAGUAGAGCUUGAACAAUUUCUACACACACAUCCUAAAAUUCAAGAAGUUCAGGUAGUUGGUGUAAAAGAUGAGCGAUUUGGAGAAGAGAUCUGUGCUUCCAUCAGAGUGAAAGCUGGAGAGGAAUGCACGGCAGACGAAAUCAAGGCAUUUUGCAAAGGAAAGAUUGCUCAUUUCAAGAUUCCUCGAUACGUAGUGUUUGUGGAGGAUUUCCCACUCACUGUCUCAGGCAAGAUUCAAAAAUACAAACUGAGAGAGCAGAUGGAGAAACAUCUUCAACUUGCAUAGAAGGAGGCAGUGUAAGAGAUCUACAAACGAACAUGCUGUCCGCCGCCUUCUUUUACUUCCAAACAUUUAAGAAACUGGAAAGGAUCACUGGCCAGCCUUAAGAAGCAUUGUCUGCUGAUUACCAAAUCAAGUUUGCUUAAAAUUGUAUGCUUUUUCUAAAAUAAAAAUUUAGAAAAAUAAAAA
Messenger RNA from Thamnophis elegans (Western terrestrial garter snake), 2086 nucleotides. It is a transcript of the gene ACSF2, whose product is annotated as acyl-CoA synthetase family member 2. The transcript has 16 exons. The record is from RefSeq and is a predicted model, not a curated record. Gene Ontology annotation, biological process: fatty acid metabolic process. Gene Ontology annotation, molecular function: medium-chain fatty acid-CoA ligase activity. Lineage: Eukaryota; Metazoa; Chordata; Lepidosauria; Squamata; Natricidae. Bases 95 to 1903 code for a protein of 602 amino acids.